CUUCCGGGACGCUGCUGUCACCAAAAAUGGCUUCUCUUGACAGAGUAAAAGUAUUAGUUUUAGGGGACUCCGGGGUGGGCAAAUCUUCCUUGGUCCAUCUUUUAUGUCAAAAUCAGGUUUUAGGUAAUCCAUCAUGGACUGUUGGUUGCUCUGUGGAUGUACGGGUUCAAGACUAUAAGGAGGGAACCCCAGAGGAGAAAACCUACUACAUUGAACUCUGGGAUGUAGGAGGAUCUGUGGGCAGUGCCAGCAGUAUCAAAAGCACCAGAGCGGUCUUCUACAACUCAGUUAAUGGAAUUAUAUUGGUACAUGAUUUGACAAACAAGAAAUCCUCUCAGAAUCUUUACCGCUGGUCACUAGAAGCUUUGAACAAGGAUUCCUCUCCAACAGGAGUCAUUGUCUCAAACGGUGACUAUGAUAGAGAGCAGUUUGCUGAGAACCCAGUGCCUUUGCUGCUAAUUGGUACCAAGUUCGACCAGAUCCCAGAGAACAAACGCAAUGAAGUCCUCACCCGAACAGCCUUCCUGUCUGAAGACUUCAAUGCAGAGGAGAUCAAUCUUGACUGCACUAACCCGAGAUACCUUGCUGCAGGUACAUCAAAUGCAGUGAAGCUUAGCAGAUUCUUUGACAAGGUAAUAGAGAAGAGAUAUUUCACAAGAGAUCCAAGUCAGAUGACGGGUUUCACAGACAGAAAACGGUUCAACUUCAAAAGUUUGCACUAUGACUGACGAGCCACAAGCUACAGCCGUGGUCUGGGGUUUGG
Molecule: messenger RNA, 763 nt
Organism: Seriola dumerili (greater amberjack)
Lineage: Eukaryota; Metazoa; Chordata; Actinopteri; Carangiformes; Carangidae
Gene: rabl3
Product: RAB, member of RAS oncogene family like 3
Exons: 8
Coding region: 27-728 (233 amino acids)
Biological process (GO): intracellular protein transport
Cellular component (GO): endomembrane system
Molecular function (GO): GTPase activity
Source: RefSeq, a predicted model, not a curated record